GAAGUACUUGGGAAAUCUUUCACGAAACAAUCUGUCAAUCAAGAUUCAUACCAACUCCAACAUGACAAACGAUAAUGGGGUCUAUGAGCCUGGUAUAAACCUGACAAUCGAUCAAUAUUCCCUUAAUGACAAUAUCAGGGUAGGAAGGCAAGAAGAUCUAGCAUCUGAUCUCGAUGAUACUCAAAGCAGACACCGACUCCUUAAUUCCCUUGGCACAGUAUUUAUAAAAGAUGAACAAGACAAAGGCUUCCGAAAUGGAACUAGUUUUAUUACUGUGCAAAAUAUGUUAUCUUUCAAGUCCACAGAGGAUGAUGACUGCGAGUUUGAAAUUGUAAGUCCAGAGGAGACGGGUCGUCUCUGGGGAAUGCUUCCUGCAACCAGAGGUUGUAUUAUCGUGCCAUCACAAGUUAAGACAGCUUUGCCUCUCAGUAAUGAAAGGCAAUCAGUCAUCUUGAGUGAUAUUAAUAGCUCAAAUUUUCAUACAAGCAACGGCGAAUUGAGAGAAAACCGUUAUGAAACAUGGGAUGGAACUGGUCUCGAUGAUCGGAUGGCAGGUCUAUCAGGAAGCAACCAAGAGAAGAUUCUCAAACGCGGGCUAUCAGCCAUAGAAAACUCAACUGGACUUGAGCAAUUGUGCAGUCAAUAUGGAAUGCCUAUCCUUGAUAAUCAAACUCCAGAGUUCAUCAGGCCUCCAAAAUUUUCGCAAUUUCACGAUCAAUUCACGGGUUAUCCACAAUCAGACGGGAAUUGGACGUCCGCAAGCCACGGGGCCAUUCCUAACGACUAUUUAAAUACCUAUCGAUCUGCAGAACACAGCAUGAAUUCGACACAACAAAAAACCCAAUACUUCAAUGUGAACAGUAGUGGCUAUGGAGGUGGGAGUAAAAAUGAGAUUCAUGGUAAUCAGGUCCCAGUCUUCCGAAAGCUGAGUCAAGAAAACCAACAAGAAAAUCACUGCUCCAUUUCUCGAAAGCGCACUCGAACCCUUGGCGUAGAGGCUACAGCAGUACAAGCCGAUGCUAUGAAUAUUGCUGGGGGCCCAUCAGACCUUAAAGAUGGAUUUGAGUUGGGUGGGAUCAAUCGGGGAUCUCCCAACCCCACAAAGAGAAACAAAUUCGCCAAAACCAAUCGCAUUUAUCAGCCACGAGUUGAGCAACGUGCCUGUUGCAUGUCUCGAGCAACGUCAGAAGGCUAGAGAAGAAGAAAAGAAGAACCCCACUGGUCGAAAAAUUCCUCGAGACUUUAAGGUUCAACCCAAAAAGCACAAGGAUUUUGAAGCCUUUCAAGUAGCACGGAAAAAGAAAGAGGAAAUGCAAUCCUACAAUAAAUUGAGUACCCCACUUUCGGAUCACUCUUCUUUUAAACCA
Botrytis cinerea B05.10 is the source of this 1367-nucleotide messenger RNA. RefSeq lists its product as hypothetical. The coding region runs from base 62 to 1195 and encodes 377 amino acids. The record is from RefSeq and is a predicted model, not a curated record. Lineage: Eukaryota; Fungi; Ascomycota; Leotiomycetes; Helotiales; Sclerotiniaceae. The transcript is spliced from 3 exons.